Molecule: messenger RNA, 3384 nt
Organism: Cucurbitaria berberidis CBS 394.84
Lineage: Eukaryota; Fungi; Ascomycota; Dothideomycetes; Pleosporales; Cucurbitariaceae
Exons: 5
Coding region: 1-3384 (1127 amino acids)
Biological process (GO): regulation of transcription by RNA polymerase II
Source: RefSeq, a predicted model, not a curated record
AUGGCGCCUGUUCCCGAUACUCCACGACCACGCGUGAGAAGCUCCGCACGACCGCCGAGACGACAUAUUUCUGAUUCAGCGCCUCCCAGCAAGAGGCGCAAGUACAUUCCCGGUGGACCAGGAGGUGGGGGCAGAUACGUCGAUGACGAAGGCACAGAGACGCCAGUAGGAGGAACAGGACCCGGAGGCUACGCGUAUACGGGGCCCCGUGGCCGUGUCGGACGUCUCAACGCUGAAAGACAAGGACUGCCCGCACCCGCGCCCUCGCCCUCAUACUCACGACCCCGACGCGACAGGCCGCCAGCUGGACCGCGUUCCAGCUCGGCCGCUGCCGUUGCCGCCGCCGUGGCGCAGAACGAUGGAUAUAAGCCGCGCGAGGAGCGGAGUUGGGAUGAGUUUCACCCAGAUCUUGACAUCGAUGCUGAGUUCCCCGUCUUCAGCGCCGAUCAAAUCGAUGGCAUAAGUCCUGCCGAAAGUGCACCCGAUACACCGCUUGAUGGCUCGUCUAGUGGCCAAUAUGCGGUGGAGAUUGGUCUGUCUGGUAUGCUCGACAGCCUGCGUGCAGAACAAGUGGAAGCCGCCGAACAAGAGGAUUUCAUGUUAGCAGUCAAUGGCACAGGAGCGCUGGUCACGCCAAAGCGACGCCCAGGCCGUCCACCGCGGAACAAGGAUUCUAUGCUUGCUGGGCUGGGCUCGCCCCCACGACCGCGCAUAAAUCCCCUUCCGACUAUGAACCCGAGGGAGAAGCUGAACCUGCCCAAGCCGUCGGUGCGCCAAGUCGACCCAUUCAAAGCCCACGAAGAAAGCGAGCAAGUGAAGAUCAAUUAUGUUGAUCGAACAAUGGCAAACAUUGGGUAUCAAGAGAGCGAAGUCUUCGCAAGGCCAGAGAACAGCUUGAUUCGGCUUCCUGAAGGGUCCAUUGAAGAGGACCUAGACUUGACGCUACAAACAGAAACCGAGGGCUCUGCAGGCGCAGUCGCCGUUGGCCGCGUAGAAUAUGACAUGGACGAACAGGAUGAUCGCUGGUUGGAAGCGCUCAACCUACAGCGAAAGGAGGAGGGGGUGGAAGGCAUCAAACCUGCAAUAUUUGAAGUCACUGUUACACAAAUCGAAAAGGAGUGGCAUGCUUUGGAGAAACGCAUCCCAAAGCCAAAUCCGAAGCCACCUCAAACGCAUCGUCCGCGCUCAAGCAGUGCAGCCGCAGUUAACGGGGAACCUGCUGGCCAAGGCGAAGAACAAGAUACUAAGUGUGCUAUCUGUGAUGACGGCGACUGCGAGAACACAAACGCAAUAGUAUUCUGCGACGGCUGUGACUUGGCCGUUCAUCAAGAAUGUUAUGGUGUGCCAUUCAUACCAGAAGGACAAUGGCUCUGCAGACGAUGUCAAUUAGUGGGGCGCGGUACCCCUGUUAGUGAGCUUCCGGGCUGCAUAUUCUGUCCAAAUGUAGACGGCGCUUUCAAACAAACAACAGCGAUGAAAUGGGCACAUCUUCUGUGUGCCAUGUGGAUUCCCGAGGUAUCGCUGGGCAAUGCGACAUUCCAAGAGCCAGUGCAAGAUGUUGAAAAGGUGCCCAAAACACGCUGGAAACUUUCCUGUUACAUUUGCAAACAGAGGAUGGGCGCGUGCAUUCAGUGCGGGCACAAGUCUUGUUUCGAGGCCUUUCAUGUCACCUGCGCUCGUAGGGCCAGAUUAUGCUUGCGGAUGAAGUCCUCCCAAUCGGCGAAUCCACUUGAUGGCACUGUGCUUAAAGCGUAUUGUGAUCGACACACGCCCUCUGACUGGAAGCGUGAAUACGACGUAGACAGCGCAGUUGCAGACGCAAAAGCGUUUUACCGCCACACCAUGCGUCAUGUUCGAUGGCCUGAUAGUCAAGCAUACGCCCUCUCCAUAGGCUCAUCGCACGCCAUGCCUUCAAUCGAAGGCGCCGAUGAUGACGACACUAUAGGUAGUAAUAAGCGCAAGCGGGGCCAAUCGACAAAGUCGUGGAGACUUCCGUCCGGAGCACCUGUUGUGCCGCAGGCCGUCUACCACAACGUUGAAACCACACUCAUCAAGUUUAACGUCCGGAAGCGCAAGGAAUUCGUUCAAGAAGCUUGCAAGUACUGGACGCUAAAGCGUGAGGCACGCCGUGGGGCUGCUCUUCUCAAGCGUCUUCAGCUGCAGAUGGAAGCCUUCUCGUCCAUGGAAAUUACCCGGCGCAGCUUUGCGGGUAUGGGCGCGGCUGGUAGACCACGACUUCAGCGGCGCAUCGAGUUCGCAGAGCGUCUCGAAGAUGACAUGGAACAGAUUCGGGUUCUUUGCGACAUGGUCAAGCAACGAGAGGCAGAGAAGCUCAAAGACGUCAUGAUCCUCAAACAGAUUGUUGACUGCAUCUACUUUCCGAUACCACGGCUGCUGGAGCCGAUACUCCAUCGAGCAAUGACGUAUGACAGUAGAGGCGUUUUCGCCGAUGGCUUCAGCGAUCUACAGAUCAAGCUCGAUGAGAAAUUCUACCCUUCAGUGCAAACAUUCAACGAGGACAUGGCAGCAGUGUUGAGCGCCGAAGUCGGCUUUGCCCCUGUCACUACGCUUGGAGACGCGGAAAGCCAGAUGAACAAAGUCGCCCACAGCACUCUGUCGUCAGAGCAGAAAGAGAUGAAGAAACUGGUCAAGCGUAUCACUAAAGGCUUGCAACCACUCUUCGAAGAAGCCAUGCGCAAGGAAGCUGAAUUGGCAGGCCGAGCUUACGAGAAACUGCCUGAUCUCGAGACGCUUCUCAACCAGAAACUACAACGCAGGCCCAGUGCUCUCUCCUAUGAAGGCAGCAUCCGACAGACGACGGAGACGGGCCUAGCAGAGGUCGAGCAGGCCGAAGAAGAUAUGCUCGACAUGGGUGCAAAAGCUGCCAGCAAACUCGAAGAAGUCCAGCUCGCGCCUACACCUGAUGAGAAUGCCGCCGACGCACAUGACGCAGCGCAUGACGAAGCGACCGACGACGCAGCUAUUGCGGCGCAGCUAGGACAAGAUGCCUUACAAGUUUCCAACGAAGAAGGCCAAGGACCUGGCGCCAUGGAGGUGGACGUGGUAGGGGGCAACGGCCGUCCUGAGCCGCUUACGCCUCCAAGAUCCGAGAAGAAUCUUCUGAACCCUCUGGUCAACGGCGGCAUUCCCUGGUAUCUUGAGACGUUUGACAUUGACGGCACGACGGUAUAUGAGGAGCGGUACACGGGGCGAGAAGUACUUCGAGACAUGAGCGAGGAACUGAGCGAACUCGACGACGACGAACUCGACGGGCUUGCAGACUCGGAUCCCAUUCGGCCAAAUGAUGUACCAGGUACGACUGUACCAGAGAUGAUACAGAAAGCAGUGGCGCGGAAGAAGCAGAAGAGGUCGAGGUAUAGGUGA